This is a messenger RNA of Cylicocyclus nassatus, 312 nucleotides long. Lineage: Eukaryota; Metazoa; Nematoda; Chromadorea; Rhabditida; Strongylidae. The record is from the annotation of a GenBank genome assembly.
CAUCUGUCAGUUUUUUGGUCUCCAGCUAUUCCAGAUAUCAAUAUCAGCUUAGUCGUCUAUCUUCCAAAAAUCGCAGCUGUUCUGAUGUCCACAUCUCGAUAUGUCCAUCGCUAACGCUGUGAGACGAGAAGCACAGGAUGAGGGUGUGCGUCUCGAAAUCCAAGAAGAUGAGGAAAGUGAAGCUGAAGAUGAGCGAUGCUGGAGGACAUUUGUGUUUCACCCUUUAGCACUAUGUCUUCGGAUGAUACUGAUCAUUUUUCAUCCUGGUUUAAUCUGAUAUAAAUAAAUUCCAAAGCGUUUCUUAUAUUUCUC